This is a messenger RNA of Musca domestica (house fly), 2260 nucleotides long. RefSeq names its product serine/arginine-rich splicing factor 4. The record is from RefSeq and is a predicted model, not a curated record. The transcript is spliced from 3 exons. NCBI's taxonomy places the organism in Eukaryota, Metazoa, Arthropoda, Insecta, Diptera, Muscidae. Gene Ontology annotation, molecular function: 3'-5' exonuclease activity; 5'-3' exonuclease activity. The coding region runs from base 559 to 1782 and encodes 407 amino acids.
AAUGUGGUGUAGUCUCGACCUUGUAAGACAACGAGUACACUAUUCAGCAACGAAUAAUUCAGCAAAUACGAACGAAUUGAAGCUACGAAAAUUUUCAAUCGGCCACAUUAUUAGGAUCGUGACAUAGUCAGUCAGCGUUGAAGCAGCGAAAAUUUUCUUUUGAGGAAGCAAAGAACCUACAAAAGGAAUUUACGAAAAACACAAAUACAUUUCAUUUCUACGCUAAAAAAUAAAACAGGACCAAUAACCAUCAAUCCCCAGUGGCUGGCGAAUGGUAACAGCCAUCCAAACAACAUAACCAACAAACCAGCAGCAGUAAAGCAGCAACUCAGCCAAACAACAAUCUAAGCAAAAAACAUCGAAACUCGGAAUCAAAUCAUUUGAAGCAAUAAAGGCUGGUGGUAAAACACAACAGCUCUUCAAAGGCGGCGGCCCUAACAAAAGAAACGAGAAUCAAGUACUUGGCUCACAUUGGUGGCUUGGUGCUAACAAACAAACAUACAGACAGACAGACACCCAAACAUAAAGCAGAAGUAAAGGCAAAUAAAUUUCGUCACCAUGUCCAGUGGAAGUGGUGGUCAACGUAUACGCCGAGAUGAAUUCGACAUAGAGUCGAGGAGUGAUGAGCAUUAUCAUCACCGUAGAGGAGGUGAUGAUAGACGGAGUCAUUCAAAUCGCAGAUCUCCUUAUAGUCGACAUCGUGAUGAUGAUUAUAGUCGUUCACGAAGCCGAAGUCGCGGCCGUUACGGCGGUGGUGGCAGCCAACGUCAUGGAAACAGCAGAUAUUCUGUUAGUCGCAGCCGCAGUCGUAGCCGUGGUCAUUCCUCGCGACGACGUCUUGACAGUGGCAGUCAACAUUCUUCACAUUCUAAACGAUAUCGUGAUUCACGAUCCCGCUCCUAUUCUAGAUCACGUUCCAGGUCGCCGGCCUACAACAGGCGGCAAAAUCGUCAUCGUGAUUAUGACACCGACGACAGAAGAGGCGGCGGUGAUUACAAACGUCGUAGUUCCAAAUCACGUUCCAGAUCAAGAUCGUCUUCACAUUUUCGUGGCGAUCGAAAGGAGAAAGAACAAUCCCACAAGAAGACGCACAAGAACAACCUCGAUGCUAUAAAGGAAAGUGAUGCAUCUUCAAAUGAUAACUCACAAGAAUCUAAACAAAGCCAAGACUCAAACUAUGUAGGCAACCUAGAAGAUUUGCCCUUGCCCCAGCAAAAAGAUGAUGAAAGCAAACAGCAAAAUGAUGCUGAUAAAGGCAUAUACAAAUUUGAUGAAAAUGAGCCAAUUGAUCGGGCUCGUAUACAUCGUGAAAUGGAGGAAAAAUUACGGCAGGCCUUGGCCAAAGAGGGUAAAGUCUAUCCACCACCCAAACCGGAGGCAUCACAUCCGGUCUUUGCAAAUGAUGGUUCAUUUCUGGAAAUCUUUAAGAAAAUGCAAGAGCAGCAACAAUUACAGGUCAAACCAUCAACAUCAGUGGCGGCUGUUGUGCCACCGGCAAUUGUAAAUCCUGUAGUACCCAUACUGGCUGCAUCCUCUGUCAGUCCUGCAACAGCACCAUAUUUGGUGGCCACAGCCACUGGCAAAAGUGCACCUCCACCGCCGAUUGUGGGUCGCCGCAAAGGUGGUAAAAUUCUAAAAACCGGAGUGGUGGCCAAGCCGAAGGCUCAAACAGAAGUCAGUAAUGAUCCCAAGGAUUUCUGGUCACUGUAUUUGGCGGAAGUGAAUAAAUAUAAAAACACAGCUUGUGAAUCGGAGCAAGGCAAUAGACCUCUAAUUAAAUAAACACAAAAAAUAAUCAUAAAAUGAACUAAGAAUGCAAAGAACGAAGAACAAGAAAUGAACUUGAAGAACAUGAGUCUGUCUUUUUUGUAAUGAACUGUGCAUAUAUUUUUUUUUUACUUUUUCGAUUUAUAAUUUUUACCUAACCCAAUCAAUUUUCGGGUUAUUUUUUCCAAACUUAUUUUAUUUUUCAAUUAUGAAUCUUGAAAUAUUCUUCCUAUUCUUUUUGAUUUCUCUUUCCUAUUUCUAAGUGUAGUUUUUAAGAUGUAGUUGUAAGAUACAUUUAUAUAACUAUAUAAUAUACGUAUAAAUUAUAUAAUUAUUAUAUAUAUGGUAUACCACAAAUUACACACACAUACUCCCGUACUCAAGAAACUAUAAUACUUAUUUGAAAAAGAAACUCCCCCAAUAGAUGUUUUCAAAUACAGACAGCCAAUCAAUAAACAACAAUACAGCACCUGGAACCCCAAUCCACAAUAAA